Messenger RNA from Merops nubicus (carmine bee-eater), 1538 nucleotides. Its product is annotated as protein kinase C delta type-like. The annotation marks the transcript as partial. NCBI's taxonomy places the organism in Eukaryota, Metazoa, Chordata, Aves, Coraciiformes, Meropidae. The record is from RefSeq and is a predicted model, not a curated record. Gene Ontology annotation, molecular function: ATP binding; protein serine/threonine kinase activity. The transcript is spliced from 9 exons. Gene Ontology annotation, biological process: protein phosphorylation.
AAAUCUACACGAAGAUCUGAUUCUGGAUCAGUAGAAAGCGUUGGUAUUUAUCAAGAUUUUGAUAAGAAACCUAGAGCUCCUGGAGGAGAUACAACAGAUAGCAGUGAGUACGAUAAACUCUGGGAGGGAAGCACAGCCAAGACAGCAUCGCGAAUUGCAAGCAGGAGAAAAUUCAACAUAGACAGCUUUGUCUUCCACAAAGUACUAGGGAAAGGAAGUUUCGGAAAGGUUCUGCUCGCUGAGCUGAAAGGGAAGAAUGAAUUCUUUGCUAUCAAAGCUCUGAAGAAAGAUGUGGUGCUCAUUGACGAUGAUGUGGAGUGCACCAUGGUGGAAAAGCGGGUCCUUGCACUCGCAUGGGAAAAUCCAUUUCUCACACAUCUGUACUGCACGUUCCAGACAAAGGAUCAUCUGUUCUUUGUUAUGGAGUUCCUGAAUGGGGGAGACUUGAUGUUCCACAUACAAGACAAGGGGCGUUUUGAUCUCUACAGAGCAACGUUUUAUGGAGCUGAAAUUUUAUGUGGGCUACAGUUUCUUCACAGCAAAGGCAUUAUUUAUAGGGACCUAAAACUGGACAAUGUGAUGCUUGAUAAAGAAGGCCACAUCAAAAUAGCUGAUUUUGGAAUGUGUAAAGAAAAUGUUGUUGGCGAGAACAAGGCAAGCACUUUCUGUGGGACCCCAGACUACAUUGCUCCUGAGAUCCUGCAAGGUUUGCGCUACACGUUCUCUGUGGACUGGUGGUCAUUUGGGGUCCUGCUGUAUGAGAUGCUUAUUGGACAAUCCCCUUUCCAUGGGGAUGAUGAAGAUGAAUUGUUUGAGUCAAUCCGAGUGGACACCCCUCACUACCCACGCUGGAUUACCAAGGAAUCAAAAGAUAUAUUAGAAAAGCUAUUUGAAAGGGAUCCAACAAGACGACUUGGGGUCACUGGGAAUAUCAGAGACCAUCCUUUCUUCAAAACCAUCAACUGGACGGCACUGGAGAAGAGAGAGGUGGACCCUCCUUUCAGGCCAAAAGUGAAGUCAGCAAGUGACUACAACAACUUUGACAGAGAAUUUCUGAGUGAGAAGCCAAAACUGUCAUACAGUGACAAAAACCUGAUCGAGUCCAUGGAUCAGUCUGCAUUUGAUGGAUUUUCUUUUAUUAACCCUAAAUUUGAACAGCUCUUAGACAAGUAAGUCUCUAAACAGUUGGACUUUAAAGCAGGGUUAAACGUUAUCAGCUGAAAACUCUCAAGUGUUGUGCGUUCCAAGGACGUUGUUGAUACUUCAGAAUAAUACAUAGUAGCAUGAUCAAUUGCCAACUGCUGAUUUAUUGGCAGUGCUCUUUUAUUGGUUGGGUUUAAGGUAUGUGAAUCAUGUGCAUUAUUUUCUCUAUUUGGGAAAAAUGUAAAUUCUGUUUGGUAUUUGAAUGUAGUUAUGUUAUAUAUAUAUGCUGUAUAUUUUGCUCGAGACAAGACUUUGGGGAACAGUCGUCUUUUUUUAAAAGUGUUUGAGCCCUUGGUUCUUUUAUUUGUCAUCAAUUAAAACAAAGUUACAUUAAA